UUCUGAAAAAUCCGACGCGUCACCGCCACUACCGGAAGCGGAUGCUCGUUGCACAUUUAUACUCUUUUCGUAGCUGCUCUCAGUGUUUAGCCGUCAGCGGUAACAGCCUUCAUCGUGACAUUUUAGAUACCAGGACCAGCUAUGUCUCACACAAUUCUGUUGGUGCAGCCCACCAAGAGACCAGAAGGCAGAACAUAUGCAGACUAUGAGUCUGUCAACGAAUGCAUGGAAGGAGUGUGUAAGAUGUAUGAAGAGCAUCUGAAGAGGAUGAACCCCAACAGUCCUUCCAUCACAUAUGACAUAAGCCAGUUAUUUGACUUUGUUGAUGAUCUUGCAGACCUUAGCUGUCUUGUUUACAGGGCAGACACACAAACCUACCAGCCCUACAACAAAGACUGGAUCAAAGAAAAGAUCUACGUGCUGCUGAGGCGUCAAGCCCAGCAAGCGGGAAAAUAAGGAGUGUAUUUUUCUGAAUUAUUUCUGAUGCUAGUCCCCAACUCUGUCAGAACUAUGACACAUCACAGGACAAACAUAGAUGUGAUGCCACUUAGUUCAGAUUGUUGAAUGCAUGUCUGUUCAGUCAGUACAUCAAAGCAUAGAGUGAAAAUAUUUUACAUUUUAAAUUGCAUUUUUGUAACUCGAGUUAGGGACAUGGGAUAUUUAUCAGAAAAGAGGGUAAGAUUUGGGGAAAAAAGGGUUAAGGAUUUCUUUUCUUUUUUUCAAUCCCUCUCAAUUGUUUUUAUUUUUAUUUUAUUGUGGUUUAAUUGUUCUUUAAUUCAAUGAAGUAUAAAACAUACACAUUUCAGAUUAUGUAGAUGGUUCGGAGUCAUCUUCUAUCCCAACUUUUGUCCCCCGUGCUGUUACAGAUUUUGUUGGCCCUGUCUGUUUUGUGUAUAUAUCCAGUUGUCACCGCUGGAAAAUAAUAAAAAUCUUCUCACACAAA
This is a messenger RNA of Carassius auratus (goldfish), 943 nucleotides long. Its product is annotated as enhancer of rudimentary homolog. The transcript is spliced from 4 exons. Bases 142 to 456 code for a protein of 104 amino acids. Lineage: Eukaryota; Metazoa; Chordata; Actinopteri; Cypriniformes; Cyprinidae. The record is from RefSeq and is a predicted model, not a curated record.